CCACACCUGUGCGGAGUCCCGGGGCGGAGGGCUUCGAGCUCAGGGCCGGCAGGGCGGCGCACGGCACCCUCGAGUCGAGUCCCGGCUCCAGGCCCCGGGGCGGGGCGGCCUCCCGGCGGGAACUUGGGCCCGGGCCCCAGGCGCGGGGCGCGCGGAAACCCCUGCGGUCGCCGCGGGGGUGGGGGCUCCGGGAAGGAAGGACUGUCUGGCCCGGCUUUCCUUUCUCCUCUUCCUUAAUCAAAAAGACAUGGCUCUGAAAGGACAAGAAGAUUAUAUUUAUCUUUUCAAGGAUUCAGCACAUCCAGUGGAUUUUCUGGAUGCAUUCCGAACAUUUUACUUGGAUGGAUUAUUUACUGAUAUUACCCUUCAGUGUCCUUCAGGCAUAAUCUUCCAUUGUCACCGUGCUGUUUUAGCCGCUUGCAGCAAUUAUUUUAAGGCAAUGUUCACAGCUGACAUGAAAGAAAAAUUUAAGAAUAAAAUAAAAAUCUCUGGCAUCCACCAUGAUAUUUUGGAAGGCCUUGUAAAUUAUGCAUAUACGUCCCAAAUUGAAAUAACUAAAAGAAAUGUUCAGAGUCUGCUUGAAGCAGCAGAUCUGCUACAGUUCCUUUCAGUAAAGAAAGCUUGUGAGCAAUUUUUGGUAAGGCACUUGGAUAUUGAUAAUUGUAUUGGAAUGCACUCCUUUGCAGAAUUUCAUGUUUGUCCAGAACUAGAAAAGGAAUCUCGAAGAAUUCUAUGUUCAAGGUUUAAGGAAGUAUGGCAACAAGAAGAAUUUCUGGAAAUCAGCCUUGAAAAGUUUCUCUUUAUCUUGUCCAGGAAGAAUCUCAGUGUUUGGAAAGAAGAAGCUAUCAUCGAGCCAGUUAUUAAGUGGACAGCUCAUGAUGUAGAAAAUCGAAUUGAAUGUCUGUAUAAUCUACUAAGCUACAUAAACAUAGAUAUAGAUCCAGUGUAUUUAAAAACAGCUUUAGGCCUUCAAAGAAGCUGCCUACUAACUGAAAAUAAGAUACGAUCUCUAAUAUACAAUGCUUUGAAUCCCAUGCAUAAAGAGAUUUCCCAGAGGUCCACAGCCACGAUGUACAUCAUUGGAGGCUAUUACUGGCAUCCUUUAUCAGAGGUUCACAUAUGGGAUCCUAUGACAAAUGUCUGGAUUCAGGGAGCAGAAAUACCAGAUUAUACUAGGGAGAGCUAUGGUGUUACAUGUUUGGGGCCCAACAUUUAUGUAACCGGAGGUUAUAGGACAGAUAACAUAGAAGCCCUUGACACAGUUUGGAUCUAUAACAGUGAAAGUGAUGAAUGGACAGAAGGUUUGCCAAUGCUCAAUGCUAGGUAUUACCACUGUGCAGUCACCUUGGGUGGCUGUGUCUAUGCUUUAGGUGGUUACAGAAAAGGAGCUCCAGCAGAAGAGGCUGAGUUCUAUGAUCCGUUAAAAGAGAAAUGGAUUCCUAUUGCAAACAUGAUUAAAGGUGUGGGAAAUGCUACAGCCUGUGUUUUACAUGAAGUUAUCUAUGUUAUUGGCGGUCACUGUGGCUACCGAGGAAGCUGUACCUAUGACAAAGUCCAGAGCUACAAUUCGGAUAUCAACGAGUGGAGCCUCAUCACCUCCAGCCCACAUCCAGAAUAUGGAUUAUGUUCCGUUCCUUUUGAAAACAAGCUCUAUCUUGUUGGUGGACAAACUACAAUCACGGAAUGCUACGACCCUGAACAAAAUGAAUGGAGAGAGAUUGCUCCCAUGAUGGAACGGAGGAUGGAGUGUGGUGCUGUGAUCAUGAAUGGAUGUAUUUAUGUCACUGGGGGAUAUUCCUACUCAAAAGGAACAUAUCUUCAGAGCAUUGAGAAAUAUGAUCCAGAUCUGAAUAAGUGGGAAAUAGUGGGUAAUCUUCCAAGUGCCAUGCGGUCCCAUGGAUGUGUUUGUGUAUAUAACAUCUGAUUGAAUCCGUAGAAAUGACCGAGUAAUCACUGUUUGGAUGAUGUAGUAAAUAGGAAUGUGGGAUUUGGAGUUUGGAGUCCCUUACUUGUUACUGUGCCUGGCAGGUAAUAGGUAAAUUCUACCCACAUUUUAAUCCCAAUUUCAAUGAUUAAUUGUUAAGAAAAAUCUUACAUAUUUUUACAUCUGAAUCAGUGGGGUGAACACCUAUAGUCUCUGCUUUUCAAAGAUAACGUCAGAUGUUGGACACUUUGUAAAAGGUAAAAUACCUGUGUAAUGAAUUUUUUCUCCUGGUAGCAUCAACACUGGGUGUAGGUCAGUGCCAUUCUCUGGAAUGAAGUUUCUCUUUUGACCCUGCAGUGUGAUAGGGUACUUAAGUUUCUGCUUAGCUAGCAGGUAUUUGAAAUUUAAGGAGGGAAUCUUCUCUACCUCUACAAAGUCAACCUUAAAAUGUUUUCACUUUUAGACUUAUUUAGAAUGUAACCUUAAAAAUAAGUCUUUUUUUCCCUUUGUAUUGUAUAUAAUUGAUUGUUAUUUUUUUAAUUUACUGACUACCAGAGAGAUAGACAAGAUACUGUGCAAAAGAUUAUUACUGUUCAGAGUUUACAAACUAAAUUUAAAAGAAUAGCAAGUCGGAAAAUUUGCAGAGAAAAUGGUCAAACAUUUGCUGAUGCUAAGAGCUGUUUAAUUUUGUGCUUUGAUGUAAAUUGAUAGUUUAGAUGUCUUUAAGCAUGUUAGAAAAUGCUCUUUAUUCUUAGCUAUAGGUACAUGUCUGCACAUAAAGAUGAAUUUUAGAGCCAAAAAGCAUGUAGAACAGUUGUAAUAUCAUAGAAAACACUAUGAUGAAAAGAAAUUUGCAUCCAUUUCUUAGCUUAGCCACUAAAUAGAUUUUGUGACUUUGAGAUCAUUGACCUCUCCUUGUUUUGAGCUUCUCAGUGCAUACACACUGGCACAUGGGGUCUAAAUCUGCCUACAUAUGAGUUCCCAUAACCCUUGGGACAGCCACAGGUGGUGUAGGUAGCUGGACCUUCUGAGGCAGAAACACCUUUGUCCGUUUUCUCCAGUAUGCCUAAUGUUUCUUUACAUGUUUGCCAUUACUUGAGAAAAGUUGGGAAGCAUUAAAUAACUUACGUAAACCUUUAGUAAUCUACAAGACCAUUUAUUUACAUCCUUCAUUUUUUUAAAGAGAUAACAUUUAUUUUUAAUCUCAAAUACUAAAGUUUAAAAACUACCAUGGUUUUCUGAUUUCUUUUUUAAUUUUAGAAACUUUAUUCAUUUCAGUGACAUCUUACAUAGACACAACCCUUUGAGAAUGCAAUAUGGUACUACAUGGAGCCAUAAAAAUGACCAUAUCUUUGCCCCAUAAGUUCUGUUAGCUUUGUAAUCUAAAGAAUAACAAAAGCAAAACAAAAAAAAAUUAAAGGCAAAUGCAUGAGGAUGUUUAUGUCUGCAUUAUUUAUAAUAGCAAAAACUUGGGAAUAAUCUCUGGGUCAAAGAAAGUGAGUGGUAAAAAUAGUGAUGUUUGUAUUGCCAUUAAAAUAAUUAUUUGGAAGAUUGUAUAGAAACAUGGAUCUAUCUGUUAAUUGGUAAGUAGAAUAAAAACAACACAAAAUAGUGUGUACACUAUGAUUGUGGCUUUGUAAAAUCUUUAUGCAUGUAGAAGGUAAUAUGCAAAACUGAAAUUCAUUGUAUUGGUAUAGGGGAGUAUGGAAUGAUUUUUAAUUUAUUUAAAUGUUUUUCUUUAAUAUUUGUAUUUUCAGUAAUAAAUCAU
Condylura cristata (star-nosed mole) is the source of this 3692-nucleotide messenger RNA. RefSeq names its product kelch-like protein 23. The transcript is spliced from 4 exons. Lineage: Eukaryota; Metazoa; Chordata; Mammalia; Eulipotyphla; Talpidae. The record is from RefSeq and is a predicted model, not a curated record. The coding region runs from base 248 to 1924 and encodes 558 amino acids. Gene Ontology annotation, molecular function: protein binding.